AUGGCGGCCCGGGCGCGCCGUGCCUCGGGGUCGGUUCCUCGUCACGAAACCGGCACGAUCCAAUGGAUUUCUCUUUUUCCUCUUGAUGGUCUAGGAGUGGGGUUUGCAACACGACAGGUGGGGAAUGUGACUAAACCCACUGUGAUUAUCAGCAGCGAGGGGGACAAAGUAGUGAUCAGGACUCAAAGCACUUUCAAAAACACAGAAAUCAGCUUUAAGCUUGGAGAGGAAUUUGAUGAAACUACCCCCGAUGAUAGAAACUGCAAAUCAGUUGUGACCCUGGAUGGAGACAAGCUAGUGCACGUACAGAAGUGGGACGGCAAAGAGACAAACUUUGUGAGAGAAAUAAAGGAUGGCAAAAUGGUAAUGACUCUCACCUUUGGUGAUGUGGUUGCUGUUCGCCACUAUGAGAAAGCGUAGAGUUUGCCUCACCUCUGUCCAGAUGUUACUUCUGCUGGAUGGAUUAAUGUACUGUCCAUAAUCGAACAUAGCUAAAAUGCACAUUUAUGACAUGAAAGGUUAAUAAAGAGUUGGGGGGGAGUGUUUUUCUAAAAGAAACAAAAAAAAAAAACCCGAACAACUUUAUGCCAUCAAUUUGACAAGCUUGUGCUGUAUAGUGAAACAGGUUAAACUUGGCAUUAUAUUUCUGAAACACUUGCCUCUUUUUUUACAGUAAAUGGAACCUAUUUGAAUUGUUUUGGAAUGCAGAUCAAACAUAUUAAAAAGUUUUUUCAACCUGUGCUCCUUUUGCAUUUAAUCAGCUAAUAUUCCAGUAUUCUGAAGGGAGUUGUUGAAAGUUCCUUUUUCAGUUAAACAGAAAAUCAUGUGUUGCACAGUGCUGUAACAGCAUCUCUGUGUGGUGUAGAGUACAUAGGAACUGAAAAAUUGCAUUCACUCCACUUGAGUGGCUUCUUUUUGCUGCAGAAAUCUGAAGCCCCUGUCGUGAUAUGUGUAGGCAGAGAAGUGAGAGGCUCAAGCCACUUUCAGCUCCUCUCUUCGCUGGGAACUUGUUAUCCGGUGCAUGCUAAGGACAAUAGGUAGACAGUCUUUGAUGUCAGUUAUGAGAGUUUUUAAUUUGUUUUGGUGUGUUUUUGUUAAUAUACAAAAGAUUGAAGGAAAUCAAAGUGUUCCCCAGGGUGGGAGGAAAGGACCAACAUGAUAAAGGACAGGACUGGGGGCAUGAACCUAUAGUACAAAACUUACCUUUCAUUAGCGUCCACGGGUGUGGGAGGAAA
Messenger RNA from Athene cunicularia (burrowing owl), 1235 nucleotides. It is a transcript of the gene FABP7, whose product is annotated as fatty acid binding protein 7. The coding region runs from base 1 to 420 and encodes 139 amino acids. NCBI's taxonomy places the organism in Eukaryota, Metazoa, Chordata, Aves, Strigiformes, Strigidae. Gene Ontology annotation, molecular function: fatty acid binding. Gene Ontology annotation, biological process: fatty acid transport. The transcript has 4 exons. Gene Ontology annotation, cellular component: cytosol; nucleus. The record is from RefSeq and is a predicted model, not a curated record.